Papilio machaon (common yellow swallowtail) is the source of this 984-nucleotide messenger RNA. Its product is annotated as type I phosphatidylinositol 4,5-bisphosphate 4-phosphatase-A. The coding region runs from base 128 to 832 and encodes 234 amino acids. Lineage: Eukaryota; Metazoa; Arthropoda; Insecta; Lepidoptera; Papilionidae. The transcript is spliced from 4 exons. Gene Ontology annotation, cellular component: lysosomal membrane; plasma membrane; late endosome membrane. The record is from RefSeq and is a predicted model, not a curated record. Gene Ontology annotation, biological process: phosphatidylinositol dephosphorylation. Gene Ontology annotation, molecular function: phosphatidylinositol-4,5-bisphosphate 4-phosphatase activity.
CCAAUUUGAUGUUUUUAUUUUUUUGUACUUAAUCGAAGUAAACUGGUAUGACAAUUUUCGUCAAAAGAAUUCCUUGUUCACGUAAAGGUAUUUACAUAUUGAGUUAUUAAAAUUUUCGUGUUCUACGAUGGGCGACGGACAAAGCGAAAACCAACCGCUUUUAAGGGAUGAGGAAGUCAAUGUAAGCACAAUCUCACCCAUCGGACCGGAUGAGCUUCCACCACCGUACCAGCAGGCAGGAAUGCCUAUGGUGACUUGCCGCGUAUGCCAGUCUAUGAUAGAUAUCUCGGGAAAAAGGGAACAGCAUGUUGUAAAAUGUUCUGUGUGUCAUGAAGCUACGCCAAUAAGGAAUGCGCCACCGGGUAAGAAGUAUGUGCGUUGUCCUUGCAACUGCUUAUUGAUUUGCAAGUCGUCAUCGCAGCGUAUUGCGUGCCCCCGACCUGACUGCAAGAGGAUCAUAAACCUCGCUCCAUCACCGGUCACCCCGCCGGUAUCUACAUUGCCUGGCAUGUGCAGAGUUAUUUGUGUACAUUGUCAGGAUACAUUUUUGUAUCAACGUCUGAGAAACGCGCCAGCAAGAUGCCCUCACUGCCGCAAGGUUUCAUCUGUGGGGUCACGCAUGGCUCUGCGGGGCACCAUCUUUGCAGUCCUCGCCAUCAUAUUCUUCGCGAUUGCUCUUGGAGUAACCCUCGGCACAUACAACUCGGCCAAGGUGCAUGGUGGGGGCAUCUACGUUGCUUACGUCGGAGCUUUCCUGAUCGCAUUCUUCUUGGCUACACGCGCCAUAUAUUAUUUUGCAAUGAAAGUAAGUACCAUCGAUGACCCGAUGUAAAAACUGGGUACCUGCAUCUGAUUUUGUGAUAGUAUGAUUAGGAAAUGAUAAAAAUUAUCUCAAUUCCAUAUUGCGUUAUAUUGUAAAUUUAAGAUUCAAAUUAUUACCAACUCUAAUCCUUUUACGAAGAACUAUGUACACUUUAUUUGGUU